AUGCCUGAUGCAGUCUUCCUCGCAACGUUUCUGUGUGUCCAGGAGCGUCCACCACUCGUCAUCAUAGUGCUCAGAACUAACUAUAUUCAAUUAAGGAUUAGAGAUGUCCCCGGUGAUGGAAACUGCUUUUUUCAUGCUAUGUCGUGGUGCCUUCAUACCGCUGGUCUACAGCAUGUCAGUGGACCCGAGCUAAGAACAAAACUUACAGAUUAUUUUGAAACUACAGAAAACGUAGAGUCGUACUUCGGUUUUCACUCAAUUCCUAAUGUCAUAGAUACAUCAGGUGAAGAAAAUUCAACCCCACAACAGCAUCAGCAAUUUCAAGUCUAUCUAGAUGGAUUAAGAAGUGGAGAAUGGGCGGACCAUCUGGCAGUGCAAGGUGCCGCAGACAUGUUGAAUGUAAACAUUGAAAUUACGAAAACGUCAUCUACAGAUUGGAUAACUGAAAUCUGUCCAAAGCAGGGAAGGAGUGAAAAUACCGUAACGCUCGGCUUGAUGGGGGAGCUACACUACGUUGCACUGGAAAAAGCAGACACAGAGUCAACACAGGAGACAAGACAGGAGAUGGAAGAUGAAGAGGAUAGAAUCGCAUUUGAACAGACAAGCAAAGUACAGGGUGUCCCAUACGAUACUCUGUUACAACACGAACAAGUCAUAGAUGACAGCGACAGGACGUACUCUGUAGCGCCUGGAGAAAAUCAACAACCAUGUCCUUUCUUCUCAGACAAGCACUUCGAGGUCCUCGCAAACCCGGAGAAAUAUCCUUUUGGCAAAGGAGGUUUCAGCGAAGAACGUAGCAAGCAUAUAACCCCCAGAAAGUUUUUCAAUCAAAGGCUGCUACAUGUGGACGGACGUUUUGCCAAAGAUAUUGAUUACCUUUUCGCUGCACAAUACGCAGUUGAAGCCAAGCAAAUGAAGGACAGCAUCCAGAUAUUUUUGCGUCAGACACGUGGUCACACAUUCCAAGGACAGACGGUCAAUGCAGGGUUGAUGAAAAAUUUGAACAACAUCAAUGACAUGUUGCGGACUGACACAGCUAUCAAGUUCAUGAAGAAUAUUCGGGGGUCGCCGCCAUAUUGGAAUAAUGUGUUGCUAGAGUUAUUGGCAAUGGUAAGACAGCUAGGGUUGCCAACGUUUUUCCUGACGCUAUCUGCCGCAGAUAUGCAAUGGCCUGAAGUCAUUGGAAGCAUUGCCCGUCAGUAUGGCAAAUUUCUGACAGCUGACGAUGUGAAAAACAUGAACUAUGAAGAAAAAUGCAGUUGGUUACGCCGUAAUCCUGUGACUGCUGCUCGGCAAUUCAGCUACCGGCUCAAUGCCUUUUUCAAGGAGUUCAUUGGAGGAAAGGGAAAGCCGAUUGGACACCUCCAAGACUACUUGAUAAGAAUUGAAUUUCAGGCAAGAGGGGCACCCCACGCACAUAGUAUCCUCUGGAUUAAGGACGCGCCAAAGGUUGACCUUGACAGUGAUGAAGUUGUGACAAAUUUCAUUAGUGAACAUCAGACGUGUGCAAUUCCAGAAGAGGAUGAUGAUUUAAGGAAUUUGGUGUUAUCGCUACAAAAGCACAACCACUCGUUUACCUGCAAACAAGGCCAAUCAUGUAGAUUUAGAUAUCCUCGACCCCCAAGUAGAGAAACAUUAAUUGCCAGACAAAACACACAUGCCGAUGUAGCAAACAUAGAGAAGGAACUCAAAAUCAAGUCAGAUACAUUACAACAAGUACGAACAGUGUUGGAGGCCCACAGUGAUGAAGAAGACCUAUCAUUGGGAAAUUUACUUCUUGAAGCACAAGUUGAUCCCGACUUCUACCACAAAGUUCUAAAGAUAGUGAGAUCAGGAAAGGAGGUUGUUCUUCAGCGCAAGAUAUCAGAGCGAUUCAUUAACUCCUAUAACCCACACAUUCUGCGAGUGUGGAAAGCCAACAUGGACAUUCAAUAUAUCCUUGAUGUCUAUGCCUGCAUUAUGUACAUUACCAGUUAUAUGCUUAAAUCAGAAAGAAGUAUGAGUGAGUUAUUAAAGAAAGUGGCGGUAGAAAGUAAGGGAGAAGAUGUAAAAGAAAGACUGAGAAAACUUGGGUCGACUUUUCUUAAUAACAGAGAGGUUUCAGCACAAGAAGCUGCCUUUAGGGUGCUGUCUAUGCCUCUGAAAAAGGCAAGUCGGCAGGUUGUCUUUGUCAACAGUGCAGCCAAAGAGAAGCGUGUUUCAAUAUUAAAGCCCAAAAAUAUUCUGCAAGAUAUGACAGACGAGGACACAAACAUAUUCUGCACGUCACUCAUAGACCGCUAUGUCUCCAGACCUCUGGACCUGGAGGAUAUGUGUCUGGUGGAAUUUGCGGCUACAUACACCGUUGCAAAGAAAAGUAGGUCAGAAUUAGAAGAAAAUGAUAAUGACGUGCCAUAUGAAGAAGACAACUGUGGCGAAGAUGGUAUAACUGGAAGUGAAUACGGCAGUAUCCCUGACAGGUAUCCGGAUGUAAUCAGAUUGUGUAAUGGACUCGGCAACAUGAGGAAACGUAGACGCCACUGCAUCGUCAGGUUCCAUAAGGAGAAGAAGGAUGAUGAAGAAAGGUACAGGAAUUUGCUGAUGCUGUACCUGCCAUGGAGAAAUGAAAACGUUGAUCUCAAAGGUGGCUUCAACUGUUUCAAAGACCAUUAUGAAUGUGCGAAGGACACUGUACAUGUUAAUGAAUCAAAAUUUAGCAUCAAUGCUGUUAGAAUCGAGGAGGCGUGUGACGACUUGCAGCGAAUGGGUCCUAUGGACGACAUGUGGAAUGAUGUAUCGCCAAAUGUGCAAUUCUUACAGUCAGAACAGUUAAAUGAAGGUGUCGUCCAAGAAAGAGAUCUGCCUGUGGAAGAUGGAUGUGAAAACAUUGAUUUGGCCGCUAACGAAAUGAGUAACAAUAAUUCGGAAUUGCACGCACGCUAUACAUCAGAGCUGAACAAAGGGCUGAUGACACCUGAAGAGUACAGAUGUAUGAUGCGGUCGCUGAAUAGAAAACAGUUCGAGGCUGUGAUGUAUCAUCGUCGGUGGUGCAAGGAUAUGAUUUCUGCCCUGAAACAGAAACAAAAUAUCCGCAGUAUAUGCUCUUCCUCAGUGGGCCAGGAGGGGUAGGCAAGAGUCAUGUGAUAAAGCUGAUACGCCACUUGACAAUGUCACUCCUCAUACCACAUUCUGGACAGUAUUUCCAGCCCAACGAAUUACCACUGCUGCUCACAGCAUUCACUGGAACCGCUGCCUUCGGCAUUCAAGGCAUGACAUUACAUUCUGCUCUUGGGUUUACAUGUGGACCAAAAAAGGACAAUGAGUACCUACCACCAAGUUGUGAGAAGCUGCAAGCACUCCGUUCACAUCUGGGAAAGCUGAAACUCCUUGUGAUUGACGAGGU
This is a messenger RNA of Branchiostoma belcheri (Belcher's lancelet), 3382 nucleotides long. RefSeq lists its product as uncharacterized. Lineage: Eukaryota; Metazoa; Chordata; Leptocardii; Amphioxiformes; Branchiostomatidae. Bases 1 to 3108 code for a protein of 1035 amino acids. The record is from RefSeq and is a predicted model, not a curated record. The transcript has 3 exons.